AUGGCCACCUCGCUUUCCUCGCGCUGCGUUACGCCGACAUCAGGCAUCGCGAAUGUCGAACUGAGGAGCUCGUUCGUCGGUUCCCGGGUUUCGCUCGCUCAGGCGAAGCCAUGUGUGGUAACCACGUUUCGCGGCGAGGGUGUCAGAUGCGAGGCGGGUUCAUCUCGUCAGCGAAAGCACAACGUGUCAGCGAACGCUCAAGCGGUUGAAGCGGAGGGAGCGACGCAGACGCUGAACAUCGCAGAGGAUGUUACACAGCUGAUCGGCAGCACCCCCAUGGUGUAUCUCAACAAGGUUGUGGAUGGCGCCCUGGCAACCAUCGCAGGGAAGCUCGAAAUCAUGGAGCCCUGCUGCAGCGUCAAGGACAGAAUCGCGUACAGCAUGAUCAACGACGCUGAGGAGCGAGGGGUGAUUGCUCCAGGCAAGAGCGUGCUGGUGGAGCCGACGUCGGGCAACACGGGCAUCGGCUUGGCGUUCAUAGCAGCGGCGAGGGGCUACAAGCUCGUCCUCACCAUGCCCGCCUCCAUGAGCCUCGAGCGCCGCGUGCUGCUCAAGGCCUUUGGGGCCGACCUCGUGCUCACGGACCCCGCCAAGGGUAUGAAGGGUGCUGUGGCCAAGGCGGAGGAGAUUGUGAAGGGUACCAAGAACGCCUACAUGCUGCAGCAGUUUGAAAACCCCGCCAAUCCCAAGGUGCACUUUGAGACAACGGGGCCUGAGAUCUGGGAGGACACUAACGGGCAGGUGGACAUCCUUAUAGCGGGGAUAGGCACGGGCGGCACCGUCACUGGCGUGGGACGCUACCUGCGCAGCAAGAAGCCUGGCGUCAAGAUCAUCGGUGUGGAGCCCAAGGAGAGCGCCAUUCUGUCCGGUGGCAAGCCAGGUCCGCACAAGAUUCAGGGUAUUGGAGCUGGCUUUGUGCCGGGCAUUCUAGACGUGGGGCUGCUGGACGAGGUCAUUCCGGUGAGCAGCGAUGACUCGGUGGCCAUGGCCAAGGACCUCGCAGUGAAGGAGGGAUUGCUGGUGGGAAUCUCGUCAGGAGCAGCGGUGGUGGCGGCGCUUCAAGUGGCCAAGCGGCCUGAGAAUGCCGGCAAGCUGAUUGUCGUGGUGCUGCCGAGCUUUGGAGAGCGGUACCUGUCAUCAGUACUCUUCUCUGCCCUGCGGACAGAGGCAGAGCAGAUGACACCCUCCGUCUGA
Closterium sp. NIES-65 is the source of this 1194-nucleotide messenger RNA. Lineage: Eukaryota; Viridiplantae; Streptophyta; Zygnematophyceae; Desmidiales; Closteriaceae. The record is from the annotation of a GenBank genome assembly.